Paecilomyces variotii is the source of this 2848-nucleotide messenger RNA. RefSeq lists its product as hypothetical. Lineage: Eukaryota; Fungi; Ascomycota; Eurotiomycetes; Eurotiales; Thermoascaceae. Gene Ontology annotation, biological process: carbohydrate metabolic process. The coding region runs from base 370 to 2565 and encodes 731 amino acids. The record is from RefSeq and is a predicted model, not a curated record. The transcript has 6 exons.
CUGACGUAUAUACGAGCUCCAGACCAACGACAUAGUACCACGCCGGGUGCAACAUGAAAACUGGUAUGAUCUACAGUUCGACUAGUCUAUAUUAAUGGUUAAUAUCAUUUUCUUACUACGAAGUUCGGGUCCAUCCCAUCUCGUUGAUGGCAUUAGUUUUCUCCGAAGCGGAACAAGCAUUGACGUAGAUCAUUUCUGGCAUCGCGCAUGACUAGCUUUCUAGAUCUCUUUAUAACCGAUUGGCUAAAGUAUAGGGGAUUGUCGAAUCAUUUCUUACUGUGUUCUAAUUCUAGCCUGUAAUGUUACAUUUUGGACGUGCGACCCCCGCCAUUGUGGGGGAACAAAGCAGCUAGAGAGGACUUCUGAGCAAUGAUAUAUCAUCGAGUCCAAAGUCUUAGUAUCUUCGCCAAGAUGGAGGACAUUCAGCAGUCAGUGACGACGCUUAUAUCGUCGUACUUCAACUCGCUGCCAGAAACGUUCAUGAUGCGUCUCAUUGACUUAUGGAGAGGACUGCUGUUGCUUUCUGCUUCGACAGCGACAUUUGCGAUAACAAAUAAACAGACUGAAGCGGUGUUGGUUCCAUUUGCUCUCGACCCCCUACCUCUGGGCAGCGUCACACCCAAUGGCUGGCUUCGAACAGAACUCGAAACAUCCGCCGCUGGCCUUGGUGGGCACCUAUUCGACUUUUGGUCCUUUGUCGCAAAUUCCAGCUGGAUCGGCGGCGACUCUGAAUACAGUGACCUCAACGAAGCGCUUCCAUAUUGGGUAAAUGCAAUGGUCCCGCUCUCUUAUACCCUACAGGACGAACGAUUGAAAAGCAAUGUGCAUUAUGUUGUCGAUACUAUCAUCGACCGCAUACAGUCUGAUGGAUGGAUAGGUCCGGAAACGCUGGCUGGUGGAGAACGAAUGAUCUGGGCGCGUACCUUGCUUUUUCUUGGAUGGACUAACUUGGUCGAAGCGAAUGCGACUUAUGAGAAACCGAUAAUCGACGCGAUGCAUCGUUUUAACAGGUUGAUGAACACAAUGCUCAAGAAUAAUGGUACCGGGAUGAUUUGGCAUGAAGGAGACAAAUUAAGCCCUUCGGAUUAUGUCUGGUUUAUCUCGAGAACUGAAGACAUGAUGGUUAGUUUGCAGUGGCUGAUCGAUCAUUAUCCUGGUAACCAGACCGAUAUUUUGAAAGAGAAUAUCGAUCUCAUACACCAUUUUGGAUCGAAGUGGGAGGCUUGGUAUACCAAUGGCACUUAUGUCACGCAAGAUCUUUACGAUGUUCCCGCAUCGGUGACGACUGAUCAGUGGCAGUUCUUGCAUGGCGUUACUGUCGCUGAGGGUUUGAAAGCAGCAGCGGUCCUCCGAAGAUCCACUUUCAAUGACAGUCUUCUUAAGACAGCAAAAGACGGCGUUGACUGGACAUUCGAAUACCAUGGUGCAGCAUCUGGUACAAUUCUGGCAGAUGAACGUUUAGAUGGCGUUAAUCCUUACUACGGAUCGGAACUCUGCACAGAUGUUGAAACCAUAUACUCGCUCGCAUACAACUACUUCGCGAUAGGCGACAACGACUACGCGGAUCGAGCCGAGAGAGCGGCGUUUAACGCACUUCCAGCUGCUGUAUCUGGGGACUGGUGGAGUCACCAGUAUAUGACGCAGCCCAACCAGCCGUAUUCUAAGAACCUCUCUUCAACCCCGUUCUGGGAUGUGAAUACCCAGGGACAGACUUUCGGACUGGAACCGAACUAUCCUUGUUGUACUGUUAACCAUCCACAAGGGUAUCCCAAGUUCACUAUGUAUAGCUGGUUAAAGAAGGGCGAGACGGGACUGGUCCAUGCUCUUCUGAGCCCAAGUCAUGUCGAGACUCAAGUGGCUGGCGGAGAUGUCACCGUUGACUGCCAGACUGAUUAUCCAUUUCGAAAUGAAUUGACAUAUACCAUAACCACAGACAAGACGUUUGAAUUUUACGUGCGUGUUCCGGGAUGGGCGACUGGAAGUACUAUCUCCAGCUCAGACAAGGGACAACAGGCGGGUGAAUUGGACCCGAAAUCUGGCUUACGGGGUAUCGAAGUUUCCCCGGGCACCACUACCAUCGAAUAUAAUAUCAGCGAGAUAGCUUCGAAGUUCCGCACAGAGCCACGCGCAAAUGACACGAUCGCCGUUUACCAGGGCCCGCUUCUAUACGCGAUUCAUAUCCCUCCUGUGGUUUCGUCGGGACCACCGAAGCUUUAUAACAAUCAACAACCCUUCGCACCUGGCACUUACCCACCACAGGCGCAUGAUUAUCAGAUGUUAAACAGCACAGAGUGGAACGUCGCCAUUGAUCCUUCAACUAUAACUUACUAUGACGGAGGCGAGAACACUGCUCUUCCUCAACCGACGUGGGAUGAUGGUCAGUUGCCCAUGUACAUGACAGCCAAAGCAUGUUUGAUCGACUGGCCGUUAUUCAGAGGAUCGGUUCCGGGAUGGCCUAUUCUGAAGGAGGAUCGAAAGUGCUUGGGUGAUGCGUUUAAUGCGACCUUGCGACCAUAUGGAAGCGCAAAGUUGCAUAUGGCCGAAAUUCCCACUAUCGAUUUGUAAGUGUUAUUCUGUUGCCUUCUCCUUGGUGAAAUUAGGCAAAAGAAUCGUGUUUGGGAUAAUUAUACCAAGAUGGAAAGGCAUGUAACGGAGUGGAGUGCUGUAUACAAUAGUGUUGAGAAAAAGGGAUAACACCCUUCAUUCAGAUAAUUGUGAGUGUACUCUGGAUACCUACUUAGUACAGAAUUCAUCCAAAACUAUCUGCAUUUAUUUCGAAGGACAAAGAAUAAACUAUAGAAGGUCAUUAUAAGGGGAGACUUAUAUAUGAGGUUUCAAUGUCAUCAUA